UGUGUUAUACUCUUUGCAGCUUUGCACUACGUUUAGCCUGUGCCUGUGUAUCGUGUGUAUUGUAAUAUUUUUGAAAACGCCGGUUUAUUGACGAAAAAGUGAAUUCUAUUCUAUUAUAUUAAAGCUAUAGGAAACAGGAAUGGCCUUCAGUGAAAUUUGUAGAAUUUGUUUAUGCGUUAAUGUACGCAUGUUUGUACUAAAGAAGAGUCUCCGAAAUUUGUACAAAACAUUGACGAACACUUUCAUGGAUGAGGAUGAGGAGCCCAUAAUUGUCUGUUUCACCUGUCAUGCAAGACUCAUUCGUUGCAGAACAUUACAACAGCAGGCUAUUGAGUCUAAUGCAGUUCUGGAGCAGUUGCUUGCAGGAGGGUCCAUGUCAAUACCAAAACCGCAUGAGGCUAGAUAUAAGAUUCAAUUCACACCAAUUAGUCAUAUAGAUAUCAGGCCAGUAGAGUGUGAUACUGAUGGAGAAAAUGAUUGUAAGAACGAAAUGUUUAGCCUUGAAUCUGUUAAAGUUGAGGAAGAGAAUUUCGAAAAUGAGAAUUCCAAAUUUGAAGAAAGUGGGAAUCAUGAAACAGAGAGUGCUGAAAAACAAGAAGAUUUGGAGAUUGAUGCUUUUGAAGUUAGACAUACGGAUUCGGAGAACGAUUUGCCGCUAAUUGCAUUUGGUUCAAAGAGCAAAAAGGAUGACGAUGACAUAGAAACUUCUGAGAAGAAGAUUAAAUCAAAUUCUACUGAUUGUAACAUAAACGAUGUUCGUGAAGAAGACCUCGAUUUGGAAAGCCCUCCUAUUGAAUCAAACCCUAAAAUGAAACAAGAUAAUCAACCAAUUAAUAAAAAAGGAAAGCAUCCUGCAAAGAUAAUGAAAAAGAAAAUUUUGAUACAAAAAAGUGUAAAUAUACUUAAGAAAAAAACAUCUGGGACGUCAACUAAGUACAUUUUUGAAUGUGAUGGUUGUAGUAAAAAAUUUUCAACAAAAGACAUUCUCGCCAAACACAUUUCAUACAGUCAUAAGACGCAAAAGAACUCAGACACCACUGCAGUUGGAACACAAGUUGAACAAACUCCAGUACCACAACAAACAGAAAUGUUUAAUUGUGAUAUUUGCGAAUUCAAAACAUCUCAAAAACGUUACAUUUUGGCACAUCUUAAAGCGCACGUCGUUAAACAAAUGUACUGUUGUAAUAAUUGUGAAAAUGAAUGUAUUAGAAAAAGUGACUUGCAAACACAUAUGAAAAUACAUUUCGGAGAAAAACCUUUUUCGUGUAAUAUGUGUGAAUAUAGAUUUAUUACAAAAAGUAGUUUCCAAAGGCAUAUGAAAAUACACACCGGUGAAAAACCUUUUUCGUGUAAUAUCUGUGAAUAUAGAUGUAUUACAAAAAGUCGUUUGCAAGAACAUAUGAAAAUACACACCGGUGAAAAACCUUUUUCGUGUAAUAUCUGUGAACAUAGAUUUAUUACAAAAAGUAACUUGCAAAGACAUAUGAAAAUACACACUGGUGAAAAACCUUUUCCGUGUAAUAUCUGUGAAUAUAGAUGUAUUACAAAAAGUAAUUUGAAAACCCAUAUGAAAAUACACACCGGUGAAAAACCUUUUUCGUGUAAUAUCUGUGAAUAUAGAUGUAGUACAAAAAGUUAUUUACAAACACAUAUGAAAAUACACACCGGUGAAAAACCUUUUUCGUGUAAUAUCUGUGAAUAUAGAUGUACUACAAAAAGUUAUUUACAAACCCAUAUGAAAAUACACACCGGUGAAAAACCUUUUUCGUGUAAUAUCUGUGAAUAUAGAUGUACUAUAAAAAGUUAUUUACAAACACAUAUGAAAAUACACACCGGUGAAAAACCUUUUUCGUGUAAUAUCUGUGAAUAUAGAUGUAUUACAAAAAGGCGUUUGAAAGAACAUAUGAAAAUACACAAAGGUGAAAAACCGUUUUCGUGUAAUAUCUGUGAACAUAGAUUUAUUAGAAAAUGUGAUUUGCAAACCCAUAUGAAAAUACACACCGGUGAAAAAAACUUUUUCGUGUAAUAUCUGUGAAUAUAGAUGUAUUAAUAAAGGUAAUUUGCAAGCACAUAUGGAUAUACACACCGGUAAAAACCGUUUUCGUGUAAUAUCUGUGAAUAUAGUAUUGAAACGCGGUAUUAGUUGUGACAAGACUGACAAUUAUUUUUAAAAGGUACAAGUCAUUCUACAUUACCACAGUAAACAUGAGCAUUGCCAUUUCACACCUAAUAGAGCUAGUAGUACACAUUAUUUUGAUAAUCUAUAACACCUCCACUUAUCGAAAUAAUCCAAACAUGGUAUAAAUUAUUUGUACAGAACUUGUAUAUUAUAUUAACCCAAGUAGGUACACAACUCUAUCUACUAUUUAAUGUACAUCAAAAAAAAAAAUAAGUAAACAUCAAACAAUGUUGUGCAUGCCUAAUUGUUUAACAAAUUGGUUGUGUUUAUUAUUACUUAAACCCUUGGUUAAAAGGUCUGCUGGCAUUUCAGAAGAUGACAGAUAAACUAUUUAACAAUAUUACCAGCAACAGCCUCUCUAACAAAAUGGUGACAAAUGUCAAUAUGUUUUGUUCUCCUAUGGAACAAAAGGUUCUCUGUUAAUUUUUGAGUACCUUGAUUGUUAUUGUACAGGAUAAUUUUAUAAUUACAGCCAACAAUUUCGUACAUUAAGCUUUUUAAAUAAAUUGCCUCCUUACAGGCCUCUGAUAUUGCCAUGUACUCACUUUCUGUGCUUGACAGUGCUACAGUUUGCUGUUUUUUGCACUCAUAUGAUAUUACAGCUCCAGAAAAUUUAAAACAGAAACCUGUAUAAGACAUUCUAUCGAUAUUAUUAAAGCCCCAGUCAGCAUCUACAAAGCCUUCUAAAUUUUUAUUAUCCUUAGUAUACAUUAAACCAUAUGAUUUAGUUUUCUUUAAGUAUUUUAAUAUUCGCUUUGCAUGUCUCCAAUGGACUGCUGCAAAACAAUUAUUAAAUUGGCUUAAAUAACUGAUACUAAAACUAAUAUCUGGGCGUGUUAGGAUAGAUAGAUACAUUAAGCUUCCAAUUAGCUGCUGAUAAGGAUAUUGUGAACUAACAUUGGGAUAUCCACACCAUUGCAAUCUAACAUAUCAAAUUUCUUAAGAAUAUUAUCAACAAAUUGCUCUUGAUCCAAUGAUAUGCUGCCAUCUUUAUACAUCCUAACCCUCAUACCCAAAUAAUUUUUUACUUGCCCUAAAUCUUUAAUUUUGAAAUUUAACAUUAAAUCUUUUUUUUAAGUCUAAUUGUCAUAGUGCUACUAUUUGAAAAUAUGAUAAAAUCAUCGACAAACACAUUUACAAAAAUCUGCUCCUUGUUUUUCUUUUUACUAUACAAGCAUGGUUCUAGUUUUGACUUUACAUAACCUAAUGCUAGUAAACAAUCAUUAAGUUGUUGAUUCCAGGCUCUGGCAGAUUGUUUCAACCCAUAUAUAGCACGUUUCAAUUUCAAAACAAUAUUACUUUUACAUUUUAAGUUAGGAGGAACUUGCAUGUACACAUUUUCAGUUAGACAGCCAUUUAAGAAUGCAGUUGUUACAUCUAGAUGGGUGACUUUGAAAUUUAAUUUAACACUUAUUGCAAAUAACAACCCCAGAGUUGAGUAUCUAAGAACAGGAGAGUAGGUAUCACUAUAGUCUACACCCUCGGUUUGGGUGAAGCCCUUUGCAACUAAACGAGCUCUGAAUCGCACUUUGUUGUCACUUUCAUGUUUCACUUUAAACACCCACCUGCACUAAACCACUCUGUCUGCCUCUUUUUUAUCCACCAGUUCCCAAGCCUGGCUUUCUUCAAAAGCUUUCAGUUCCUGCUCCAUUGCUUGCUUCCACAUUUUUUUAUCUGGCCCUUUCAUCGCCUCCUCAUAUGUCAAAUCAUCAUUCCAAGAUUUCUGCUUGUCAGCUAUGCUAAGAUUUGAGGAACCAUACCUCUCUACUGGUUUUCUUGUGCGUCUGCAUGGUAACUCUUCUUCUGCACUUAAUUCACAAUGUUCUUCCUCACCUAACGUGUGGUAUGAGUCUUCUGAUGGUAAGGACAAACUGAAAGACUCCGGUACAUAGGUGAGAUCAUUCAAGUCUGAAGCACUACUACUUUCCUCUUUUGUUUCUUCCUCCACUAAUUGAGAAUCCUGUAUAUCAGUCUUAUAUUCCUGCACUAUUAUAUGAGCAUUAUCUGGGGUUUCUUCUAUUUCCAUAAUAGUCACAUCCCGGCUCAUAGUAACUUGUUUAGUUUCUAAGUUGUAUAAUCUGUACCCUUUUACAUUGUCUGGGUAACCAACUAAGAUAUACUUGACAGCCUUUUUGUCCCAUUUAAGUCUCUUAUUUUUUGGUAUAUGUACCAUUACAGGACUACCAAAUACUCUGACGUGACUUAAAUCAGGUUUUCUGCAUGUCCAUUUCUCAAAUGGUGUAAUAUCUCCUAGACCUGAGGCCGGCGUCCUAUUUUUAAGGUAAACUGCCGAGUUUACUGCCUCUGCCCAAAUUUUUUUUUCUAAUUUAGCCUCAGAGUAAGCAUUUAUCACGUUCAACUAUUGUCCUGUUGAAGCGCUCACAGAGGCCAUGUUGCUCGGGGGUGUACGGGUUGGUCUUUUGAUGAACUAUCCCUUCAGUUUUCAAAUAAUUUUCCAUCUCCUGGGAACAAAAUUCUCCUCCAUUAUCUGUUCUGAGCACUUUAAUUUUAUUUCCCGUUUGGUUCUCCACCAAACUUUGGUAUUCCUUAAAGUACUUUAAUGCUUGAUUCUUUUCUC
This is a messenger RNA of Parnassius mnemosyne (clouded apollo), 4757 nucleotides long. Lineage: Eukaryota; Metazoa; Arthropoda; Insecta; Lepidoptera; Papilionidae. The record is from the annotation of a GenBank genome assembly.